Messenger RNA from Dentiscutata erythropus, 201 nucleotides. The record is from the annotation of a GenBank genome assembly. Lineage: Eukaryota; Fungi; Glomeromycota; Glomeromycetes; Diversisporales; Gigasporaceae.
ACAACCAGCUACCUACGUUCAAUGAAUUUUUAUUCAACAUCAGAAAAUACUUCUCGUAAAUUAGAAGCUUCUGAAUUGCGAGAGAGACUAGUGGAAGCCAUAACUUCUUCUGUAGACAAGUAUGGCUCUGGAAUUUUGGAAGUUAAGUGGGCGGAUGAUACGUCAUUUAUGGAAGAAUCAAGUUCAUAUGCAAAGGCCUGA